This is a messenger RNA of Danio rerio (zebrafish), 3750 nucleotides long. The record is from RefSeq and is a predicted model, not a curated record. NCBI's taxonomy places the organism in Eukaryota, Metazoa, Chordata, Actinopteri, Cypriniformes, Danionidae.
UUUGAAUCAGUGGCAAUACUAGAAUCCAGCAUUAUCCCAUACUGUCAGGAUCCUCAUUGUAUAUUCACCUUUCUCCAUUUCAGUGUUAUAUACACAGCAGUAUAUACUUAAGCAUACACUACAGUUAACUAUUUUUGUAUCCAGUGCCAUUGCUAGGAUUCAACAAACAAAUGCAUACUAUGUAGCAUACUACACUAUGAUAUUUAGAAUGUAAGUACGUGGGCUGCUUAUGCAUUAUACCACACAUACUGCACACAAUGGAAAAAGAUAGUACGCAGUAGAAAUUAAACAGCAUACUACUUAGUGCACUAAGCUAUACAGUAUAUGCACUGCAAUUAUCUAAAUGUUGUAUCACAGGCUGUCACAGGUCUGCAUGUAACACGACAUGUGAACGUUCAGCAUUUCUUCUGGUUAGGAAGCACAGUAAGCAGUUAUGAGUUAAUGAAAAAUAAAUCUACAUGAUCUAAAAGAAUUUGAAAUAGAGUACAUGCUACGAUACAUAAUCUAUUUAUAUUUCUACUGCAUUAAAAAUGCUAAAUAGUAUGCACUAUAAUACAUACUGUGCAUACUAAACUAUACUAUAUCUACAAUGUAAGUACGUAGGCUAUGUAUGGAAUAUACCACACAUACUGCACACUACUACUAGGAGCACUCUGUAUAAAUUAAACAGCAUACUAUGUAGUGUACUAGAUAUGCACUAAAGGCUAUCACGGGUCUGUGUGUAGCACUCAUCAUUGUAUCUGGUUAUUAUAAGCACAGGAAGAGUUUAUGACGGGUUCAUUAUAGGCCCACGCGCUCGGCCGGUUGUUUAGGCUAAAGGUGAGCCGGCUGGAGGAGCAGUUGACCGGCAGCAGCUGCCGUGCUUGGACCGGUGUGUCUGCUGCCCUGCGCUGGUGCUGCUGCACCUCCUGAAUAAUGAAUGAGUGACGCGCACAUUGCGGCUCUCUCUGCGGCGCGGACGGGGCGGGCUCGCGCAUGCAUUAUGACGCGCCGGUGACGCGCAUGCAGGAGUUUUAAUCCUCUGCCGCAGCAGCAGAUCAGCCGGUAACGCGAGGAGGGGGAUGCGCGGUCGGUCGCACGUACGGACGGCUAGAUCGGCUAAAAAAAAGCCGCAGACAAUUAAAUCCGCGAACAAUCUAUAUAGCGUGCAAAAAGGCGACCGACUCGACCGAAAGCUCCUCCUCUCUCGCUCCAAGCAGGCUUUGGGAAGUUCUAGGACUCAGUGUCUUUCUUAUUGUUCCCGAGCAGGCCUGGGUGGACGUACGAGAGCUUUGACGCAAUUAAAUGGGUGAUUACAGCUUCGGCUUGUUGCAGACAGCGAACACCAACACCGCCAUCAUCAGCGGACCCGCGCUCUUCGGCGGAGACGCGUACACACCCUACCGCAGCGCGUCCCCGGUGCGCCCCAGCAGCUCGCCUCGGGUGUCCCCUCUCUUCCCGUCACAUCAGCGCAACAUGCAGGAUGAGCCUGCGGGGUUGACAGCCUCUCAGUCCAGCAGCGAGCAGAGCAGCCGUUUUUCCGCCGCUGGUCACGCGCAGACAGCCGGUGACCUUCAGCACGACCGGAACAUACAUCAGCAGGCUGAUCCGCAGCCGCCGUACUCCUCCUCCUCCUCCUCCUCCUCCUCUUCGUCCAGCACGGGCCUGGACACCGAUGCGCCAUCGUCCAAGGUGAACAUCCAGAUGGAGUCCCCGAGCGCGCACCACAUCAACAACGGCACCGGCGCUAAUAACAUGCUCGCGGGCGCGUUCCCGGAGAUGCAGAACGCCGGGGGCGGCGGCGGCGGCUCGGCUUCCCCCACCCUGCCCGCGUUCGGUACGCCGUGGUCGGUGCAGACCAGCUCCCCUCCUCCGCCCGUCUCCAAUUCCGCGAACGCAAUAAACCCAAUCCCCGCCACCACCGAGCCGGACACCUACUACCCGGGCAUCCCCUCCUCCAUCAACCCCGGCUUCUUCCAGAGCUUCUCGGCCAACCCGUGCCCUGUGCAGGGCUUCAGCAGCCCGUUCUCCCCGCAGAUCAACGUCCCCCCGCAGCCGCAGAGCCGCCGGUCCCCGGUGAGCCCGCAGAUUCCCCCGCAGCAGCAGGGCGCCUUUCUGCAGCACAGGAACAACUACAACCACCACCAGCCCAUGAUGAAGCAGUCUCCGUGGGGCAGCCAUCAGGGCAGCGGCUGGAACUCUGGAGGCAUGUCCUGGGGCAGAGACCAUCGGCGCGGGGGUGGCAUGGGGGUGCCAGGCUCCAUCAAUCAGAUCUCACCCAUGAAGAAGCCCUUUUCCAGUAACGUCAUCGCUCCGCCCAAGUUCCCGCGCUCCGCUGGCUCCCUGGGACCCAAAUCCUGGAUCGAGGAGAACAUGUUUCGCACCGACAACAACAGCAACACACUGCUGCCCCUGCAGGAUCGCUCCAGGAUGUACGACAGCUUGAACAUGCACUCACUGGAAAGCUCCCUGAUUGACAUCAUGAGAGCAGAGCAGGACCCGCUGAAGGGCCAUGUGGGAUGCCCACACCCAGGCGCUGACGGCCUACUCAUGCUCAAUGCCAGGAGCUAUGGCAGACGACGAGGACGCUCUUCACUCUUUCCCAUUGAUGACGGUUUACUGGAUGAUGGUCAUGGGAAUCAGGGCGUCCCGGGUGUGUUGGGCUCGCCUCACUGUUACCCGCACCAGAACGGCGAGCGCAUCGAGAGGUUUUCCCGAAAAGUGUUUGUGGGCGGCCUGCCUCCCGACAUUGACGAAGAUGAAAUCACAAGCAGUUUUCGGCGCUUCGGGCACUUGGUGGUUGAUUGGCCUCACAAAGCAGAGAGCAAGUCUUACUUCCCCCCUAAAGGUUAUGCUUUUCUCCUGUUCCAAGAGGAGACUUCAGUUCAGGCCUUGAUCGAAGCCUGUCUGGAGGAGGACGGCAAACUCUACCUGUGUGUGUCCAGUCCCACCAUCAAAGACAAGCCUGUCCAAAUUCGCCCGUGGAACCUGAGUGACAGUGAUUUCGUGAUGGACGGAUCGCAGCCGCUGGACCCUCGUAAGACCAUCUUUGUAGGAGGAGUCCCGCGUCCACUGAGAGCUGUGGAGCUGGCCAUGAUCAUGGACCGCUUGUAUGGUGGAGUGUGUUAUGCCGGGAUUGACACCGACCCGGAGCUGAAGUACCCAAAGGGGGCGGGGCGUGUGGCCUUCUCCAAUCAGCAGAGCUACAUCGCUGCCAUCAGCGCCCGAUUCGUCCAGCUGCAGCACGGAGACAUCGACAAACGGGUGGAGGUCAAGCCGUACGUGCUAGACGAUCAGCUGUGUGACGAAUGCCAGGGAGCGCGCUGUGGUGGAAAGUUUGCGCCAUUUUUUUGCGCCAACGUGACCUGCCUGCAGUAUUACUGUGAGUUCUGCUGGGCGAACAUCCACUCCCGCGCCGGCCGCGAGUUUCACAAGCCGCUGGUCAAAGAGGGUGCCGACCGACCGCGCCAGAUCCACUUCCGCUGGAACUAAAGACCAAGCAGAAACAACUUAUCUGCUGCGGGUUUAAAAAAACAAUAGAGAAAAAGAAGCUUAGUUUGGCCCCAAGCUGUCAGUAUAGAGUACAUAACCGUAUACAGGAUAUAGAGAAUAUAUAUGAAUAUAAAUAUAUAAAUAUAUCUUUAUCUUUUGUAGCAGCCAGAAACACUACAAGCCUCAGUUUAUUUCACCAAACCACUUCUUUCUCCCUCCCUGUACAUCUCAGGCUCGGAACAGAGUUUUUUUGUGGUACGUUUGUGUUUUUGUUUUUUU